AUGUGUACUGUUCCAUGGGGCAGAUGGUGUGUCCCAGAUGGUCCAUCCGAGGCAGUUCCCAAGAAGCUUCUGCAUGAAACCCAGCCAAGACCAACCAAUUACCGAGGGUUUCAGAAGCCACAUUUCCCACUGCGGCCGCGGGCGUUUGAUCCCAACGUUAUAGGGGACGGCGUGUUCCUCUCUGAUGUCUCUCCUUCCAACAUAGGGCGUGCUCUCCCAGCAGAGAAGAAGAAAGGGAGAUCGGCCUCCUUCUACCCUCCAGAGCUCACCCCGUCCCUGCUUCCCGUGGAUGAGACACAACCGCCAGCGCUCAACGGCAGCAUGGAGCCCGUGGGCGUCAGCACGGAGAUGGCACUGCUCAGCAACAUCCUCGCAGCCUACUCCUUCAUCACAGAGAACCCGGAGCGCGCUGCUCUGUAUUUCGUCUCUGGUGUGUGCAUUGGACUCGUCCUGACGCUACUCGCCUUGGUGCUCCGCGUGUCCUGCCGGACGGACUGCAAACGCUCCCCCGCCAAAAAGCCCCCGCGGGAGCGGGAGAGCGACAGCGACAGCAGCGACAGCGACGACGACUCGGACACCACGUCGGACCUGUCGGCCCGCAGGCACCGCCGGUUCGAGAGGACUUUGAACAUGAACGUCUUCACUUCGGCCGAGGAGCUGGAGCGGGCGCAGCGGCUGGAGGAGCGGGAGCGCAUCAUCCGGGAGAUCUGGAUGAACGGCCAGCCGGACAUCCCCACGCGCGAUACGGAGCGGAGGGAGGAGAGGAGCAGUGCGUGGGUGUCCCCCCCUUUCCUUUCAGGAGCGCUGCGCAGUGCCGUAUGGAUGGACAGCAAUAAAGCUUUCUCCUUCUCCUCUUCCCUGACGUUGCUAUCGCUCCUCUUCGCGGAGACUCUCUGGUUGCAGCAGAGGUGGUCACCAGCUUUGUUUCUUGGUGUGAAGGAUGUGAUGGUGACAAUCCUUGCUCAUAAGGCUGGGGGAAGAGCAGUGAAGUACAGUGAGGUGUACGUAAAUGAUGUCUACUCUGGCUUUGUCAGACAACUUGCAGGCAACAAG
Molecule: messenger RNA, 1053 nt
Organism: Tinamus guttatus (white-throated tinamou)
Lineage: Eukaryota; Metazoa; Chordata; Aves; Tinamiformes; Tinamidae
Source: RefSeq, a predicted model, not a curated record